Messenger RNA from Pistacia vera, 1925 nucleotides. Its product is annotated as lysM domain receptor-like kinase 3. Gene Ontology annotation, molecular function: protein kinase activity; ATP binding. The record is from RefSeq and is a predicted model, not a curated record. Gene Ontology annotation, biological process: protein phosphorylation. Lineage: Eukaryota; Viridiplantae; Streptophyta; Magnoliopsida; Sapindales; Anacardiaceae. The coding region runs from base 299 to 1528 and encodes 409 amino acids. The transcript has a single exon.
CUAUACUCUAUACAAUAAAAUUGGAUUGAUUGCUUAGACGUACACGUGCCUAUUACAUACGCUAUUUGAAGCCCAGUUCAUACGCAAAAGUUUUAGACAGCCAAAGACCCAGGAACACGACAGCCCGUGAGCUUUCAGAUGUUCAGUUAGCCAACGUUAGCAACUGACAGAGACCAGAGUAGAAGCCUCCAAAACCCAAUUUCACACAACCAUCAAAAUCUUCUUCAAUCUUAAAUCUCUGCUAUGCUCACAUCACGACAUUCAAAAUCCCAUCGAAUCUCUAUGCUAUAUUUCACCCAUGUGUAGAUCAAAACGUAGCACAGACAUAGUCUCACAGAUGCCACGCAACUCGCGCUCUUCAAAAUCCUCAUUCAAGUCCAAAUCAUCUUCGAUAACCGACCCUUCUUUAAGCAACUUUACCAGCAACGAUUACACGCCCAAUUCCCAUUACAAUUUCUCCUCAAAAUCGUCCGGUAAUAGCGCAGCUUCAACAUCCCUCAAAACUCUAAGAGAAUCUUUACCAGAAAACCCCCACAUUUACGACUUCUCAGAAAUCUUUUCGGCUACCAAUAACUUCUUGUCCAACAAGUUCAGCUCCUCCUCUUCUUCCACCUCUUGGCGUUCCUCCAUUCGGGGUAAAGAGGUAAUCAUCUUUCAACGCAAGUUGAGGCGUGUUUUGGAGUUGGAACAGUUAUGUGAGAGGUUAUCUGUGAUUUGUCGUAGUCAUCAUAGUAGUUUAAUCAAGCUUCUGGGUGCUUCUGUUUCUGGGAAUUAUAUAUAUCUUGUUUAUGAAUAUGUUUCAGGAGCAAAUCUUUCAGAUUGUCUCAGGAAUAAAAAUAAUCCAGAUUUUACAGUUUUGUCUUCAUGGCUCUCGCGUAUGCAGGUCGCUACUGAUCUUGCUCAUGGUCUUGAUUAUAUUCACCAUUUUUCGGGUCUUCAGUCCAAUCUUAUUCAUAAUCAUAUUAAGAGUUCAAGUAUUAUAGUUAGUGAAGGAGAUUCUGAUUCUGAGGCUUUGUGUGCUAAGUUUUGUCAUUUUGGGACUGCUGAAUUGUGUGGUGAAGUGAUGGGGAAGAAUGAUUCUAAAGUAAGGAAAAUUGAGGGGACUAGAGGGUAUAUGUCUCCGGAGUUUCAGCUUUCUGGGGUUGCCUCUCAGAAGUCAGAUGUGUAUGCUUUUGGUGUGGUGAUGUUGGAACUAGUGUCUGGGGAUGAGGCAUUGAGGUUUGUUUUUGAUGAGGGGAGUGGUGCGUAUAAGAGGAUUAGUGUGAUUGAAACAGCGUGUGAGGCAGCUGCUGGUGGUGGUAGUGGUGUGAGGAGGUGGGUGGAUAGGAGGUUGAGGGACUCAUAUCCGGUGGAGGUGGCUGAGAAAAUGGUAUUGCUGGGUUUGCAGUGUGUGGAUGAAUAUCCGGAGAAAAGGCCUGAUAUGAGGCAUGUGGCAGGAUUGGUUUCUAAGUUGUAUUUGGAGUCCAAGACUUGGGCUGAGAAAAUUGGUUUGCCUACUGACUUUUCAGUGUCCAUAGCACCUAGAUGAGGGUAUUUUUGUUGCUGAUUCUUGGCGGCUUUACAGUUGUUUUUGUGGUGACACUGAUACAUUGUAUAGUUGAGUUAUUGCUUCAAUUUUCUUUUUUCAUUCAAAGUGAUUCUUUAAAGGUGGAACAUGUGAAUAUUGUUUCUGUUCUGAAUAAUAUACUAGCAGAAUUUUAUACUACAAUCUUUGUUAUUAUUGUGUUGGAUUGAUUGAUAUUUUUAUCCUCUUGUCUUCUCUUAUGACCAGAUUCAGUCUAUAGUUUGAUUUAUAUUUGCUGUGUUUGCAACGAGUCCAAGUCAUAUGGCGAUUAGAACCAAAACUCCUAGUGCCUCAAGUUAGCUAAAAACUAUAGUUGAACCAUCCUAUAUGUUUAGUCAUAGUUCUUUAUUUGGCAAGAGAG